AAAGCAGAGUGAGGAGUGUAGUCUCUAAGAUGGCCAGGUGGCAUAUGUGUCGGAGACCUGUGGGGCUGCCGCUGUCCUGGGCAGAGGAGCCGAUAGCAUCAGGUGCACGCUCCAGCAGCAGCAUGCCUGUCUCCGGCAGCAUACCCGGAGAGCAGCAGCGUUCAGGCCUUUCAAUGAGAUUCCCGGACUGGAAAAACGGGCUGGUCAACCUGUACAACUUCUGGAAACUGGACGGCUUCAAAAACCUUCAUCGGAUCAUGGUGCAGAACUUCAACACAUUUGGACCCAUUUACAGAGAGAAAAUAGGCUAUUAUGAAAGUGUAAAUAUCAUCAAACCUGAAGAUGCUGCAACCCUGUUUAAAGCUGAAGGCCACUAUCCCAAAAGGCUAAAGGUUGAACCUUGGACAUCAUACAGAGACUACAGGAACCGUAAAUAUGGAGUUCUGCUGAAGGACGGUGCAGACUGGAGAUCAAACCGUGUGAUUCUUAAUAAGGAGGUGAUUUCCCUGAAGAUGCUGGAAAACUUUGUGCCUUUGCUGGAUGACGUGGGUCAGGAUUUUGUGGCCAGGGUUCACAAAAAGAUCAAGCGAAAUGGCCAGAACAAGUGGACCACAGACCUUUCUCAGGAACUGUUUAAAUAUGCCCUGGAGUCUGUGGGCUCAGUACUGUAUGGGGAGCGUUUGGGUUUAUUGCUGGACUACAUCGACCCUGAAGCCCAGCACUUCAUUGACUGCAUCACCCUCAUGUUCAAAACUACCUCGCCCAUGCUGUACAUACCCCCCAGUGUGCUCAGGCGCAUUGGAUCAAAGGUGUGGCGGGACCACGUGGACGCUUGGGAUGGGAUAUUCAACCAAGCGGACCGCUGCAUCCAGAACAUCUAUCGGGAAUUACGUCUGGAGACAGGAACCUCUGAGAAAUACCCAGGAGUCCUGGCUAGCCUCCUGAUGUUGGACAAGCUGUCCAUUGAAGACAUUAAGGCCAGCAUCACUGAGCUAAUGGCUGGAGGAGUAGAUACAACUUCCAUAACACUCCUAUGGACUUUGUAUGAAUUAGCCAGACACCCCAGCCUCCAGGAGGAACUGAGGUUGGAGGUGGCUGCAGCUCGAGCUGCAAGUCAGGGAGACAUGAUGGAGAUGCUGAAGCGGGUUCCUUUGAUCAAAGGGGCUAUAAAAGAAACAUUAAGGUUACAUCCUGUUGCCGUGAGUCUGCAAAGAUACAUUACAGAGGAUAUAGUGAUUCAAAACUACCACAUCCCGGCUGGGACUUUGGUCCAGUUGGGAUUGUAUGCAAUGGGAAGGGACCCUAAGGUGUUCUUUCGUCCAGAGCAGUAUCAGCCCUCCCGCUGGCUGAGGACAGAGACACACUACUUCAGAAGCUUAGGAUUCGGCUUUGGCCCUCGCCAGUGUUUAGGACGCAGAAUAGCUGAGACAGAGAUGCAGAUCUUCCUCAUCCACAUGCUUGAGAACUUCAGAGUGGAGAAACAGCGACACAUUGAAGUGCAGAGUACCUUUGAGCUUAUUCUCUUACCAGACAAACCAAUAAUACUGACUUUGAAACCACUACAAGCUAAUCCCUAGCAUCAAGCUGGAAGAUUUGUGGUGUGCGGUAAGUAAAGAUGAAUUCUGUUGCCCUGUUUCCUCCCAUUCAAUUGUAAAGGGCUUCACCAAACACCACUUUAAAAAGGUUGGAAAAUCUUCCAAAACGUCAACAGGGAGUGACAAAACAUUAGGAAAGGAAAAAAGAGCUGCAAUGGACAUCAAGGACCUCAUUGAUUGACUAUCUAAUUUAGAAAGCACUUAUAUAUACUGUACAUACUUUAUUUAGAGAUUUGACUAGCUUUAAAAGUGUAAUGUACAAUGUGUUGAAAAACUGGAAUGUACAUGCAGAUAAAAAAGAUGUAUUUAUAUAAGCUUAAUAAAGAAUAGAAAUGAUGUUAAAAUGUAAUUAUUUUGCAUUUUAUAUGAAAAUUAAGACAGUUUUGUUUAUCAAGAAUGACUGUGAAGGUUCUGACGCUUACUCCGUUUGCAAAAAACAUUUUUUUCCCCAUUAGAAUUUAUUUUGACAUGAACAAAAUAAAGGCAUGUUCCUAAAA
Messenger RNA from Oryzias latipes (Japanese medaka), 2092 nucleotides. It is a transcript of the gene cyp11a1.2, whose product is annotated as cytochrome P450 family 11 subfamily A member 1, tandem duplicate 2. NCBI's taxonomy places the organism in Eukaryota, Metazoa, Chordata, Actinopteri, Beloniformes, Adrianichthyidae. Gene Ontology annotation, molecular function: oxidoreductase activity, acting on paired donors, with incorporation or reduction of molecular oxygen; iron ion binding; monooxygenase activity. Gene Ontology annotation, cellular component: mitochondrial inner membrane. The record is from RefSeq and is marked provisional. Gene Ontology annotation, biological process: cortisol metabolic process; cellular response to peptide hormone stimulus; glucocorticoid biosynthetic process.